AUCGCAUAAAAAAAACAUUGCAGUUUUUAAAAUUAUAUUUCACGCGCGACCGAUCACAAUUAGUGAUACUCCAAUGGAGAAUUAGACAGGCAAUUAGUUUACGCAUAAUUAAAGCAGGUUGAACCGAUAGGCGCAUCGUACUCAUCGUGUUACUAGCAUCGGCGGCUUUUUUCUUCUUUUCAAUUUCUUUUCGCUUCUCACUUUUUUGUUUCCAUAUCGUCAUGAGUCGAUUCGUUUCAUUUAUUGUUCUUUCAGCGCGUGCUAUGCGUGGAAGUGGGAGAUCGGUAUGAAAAGUGCAAGUGUUAAGAUUGGUCGAUAUGGUCGCUGGAGAUACGGACAAGAUUGGCUUAAGUCCGCGCACUUAUUGCCAAAGUAUAAAUAAGUUUGCCUCUUCGGUGAAGAGCGCAGUGUGCUCAGCUUGUUGCCGAAGUGUAGAUUGGAGAACAGCGCGAGCAUCUCAACAGCAAGGGAGUCAACAAUAAGCAAACGAUGGCGAGUUUGAAGCUGAUCACGUUGCUGGAAUUGCUACUGAUGGUAACAUGGAUCGACUCCUAUCGGAUCGAUUACGUUAUCGGCGGUAACAACGAAUUCGGAUCGGACGUGGGAGCUCAUAGCGCAUUGACCGGCGGAGGGUUCACCCAAUCAGGUGUCUCACUAAAUGAUCCUGUCAAGUUCGAUAGGCUGUAUUCCAAAUUCGAGACUCGUUUUGAUCCCAAAGAUUCUGAUGUUAACUAUGGUCAGGAAGGGGCCUAUGCCCCAGAGCAAUACGCCGAAUCAGAUUAUGAUGAACAUCGACCUGUAAGUCCCGAGGGAGCUACCCAGGGACAAGAUGAAGAUUACGCUGAUACCCGCGCAGCUCCACGUGUCCAAACCCCGCAAGCCUCACCUCGUUCCCAUGAUGAUCAUGAGCAUUCCGAAUCGCAACACCAUGGUCACAAGGAGGAAGAAGAGCACGCCGAGGUGCACUACCACAAACAUACCCACAUGCACAAACACACCCAUAAACAAGAACACGUACACAAGCACCAGGGUGAUCACAAACACAUGCACGAUUCCAAGCACGGUCACGAUCACAAACACCUCGGAGAACAUAAGCACGAACAUAAGGGCUCACACAAACAUGGUCAUGACCACAAGGAGGCCCACAAACACGACCACAAGUCCGAUCAUAAACACGGACACAAACACCAUGGCGAACACAAGCAUGACCACAAAGAGGACCACAAAGAAGACCACAAACAUGAUCACCAUGGAAAGCAUCAUCAUGAUCACAAACACGACCACAAAUCACACGCCAAGCACGAACAUCAUUCCAAGCAUCAUCAUGACGCUCACCACGAUCACAAAGAGGACCAUCAUCAUUCGGGCAAACACGAUCACAAGUCGCACCACAAGCAUGGUCAUCAUCAUUCCGCUAAACAUGAUCAUAAGGAGGACCACCACCAUGGACACAAGCACGGUCAUCAUCACAAGCACGGACACAAACACUCCAAGCAUUAAAUUCUAGUUGAAUACUCACUGUUAGCCUUAAAUUGUUGAAUUUGUAUUUUUGUUUAUUGGUUAUUGUGUUUUUAUAGAAAUAAACUUGUUUUCCAUUAAAUCUUA
Dalotia coriaria is the source of this 1605-nucleotide messenger RNA. Its product is annotated as histidine-rich glycoprotein-like. The coding region runs from base 490 to 1500 and encodes 336 amino acids. The transcript is spliced from 2 exons. NCBI's taxonomy places the organism in Eukaryota, Metazoa, Arthropoda, Insecta, Coleoptera, Staphylinidae. The record is from RefSeq and is a predicted model, not a curated record.